AUGGAAACAGGAAACCACACAAGAGCCUCACAAUUCCUGCUCCUGAGUUUCUCUGAUGACCCUGCCCUGCAACCCCUCCUCUUUGGGCUGUUCCUGUCCAUGUACCUGGUCACUGUGCUUGGGAACCUGCUCAUCAUCCUGGCCAUUGUCACAGACCCCCACCUGCACACCCCCAUGUACUUCUUCCUCUCCAACCUGUCCUUUGUUGACAUCUGCUUCACCACCACUAUCAUCCCAAAGAUACUAGUGAACAUCCAGGCACAGAGCAAAGACAUCUCCUAUACAGGAUGCCUAACUCAGAUGUAUUUCUUUUUGCUAUUUGCUGGACUGGACAACUUCCUCCUGACCGUGAUGGCCUAUGACCGGUUUGUGGCCAUCUGUCACCCCCUGCACUACUUGGUCAUCAUGAACCCACGCCUCUGUGGCCUCCUGGUUUUGGUGUGCUGGUGCAUCAUUUUAUGGAUCUCCAUGUUUCAUGUUCUGUUGGUGAUGCGACUGACAUUCUGCAUAGGCACAGAAAUUCCAAAUUUCUUCUGUGAUUUAGCUCAGAUUCUCAAGGUGGCCUGUUCAGACACAUUCAUCAAUAACAUCUGCUUGUAUGUGGCCACCGCCCUGCUGGGCAUGUUCCCUUUCACCGGGAUUCUCUUUUCUUAUUCUCAAAUUGUCGCCUCUUUAAUAAGGAUGUCCUCAACUGGUGGCAAGUACAAAGCCUUCUCCACCUGCGGGUCUCAUGUCUGUGUGGUCUCCCUGUUCUACGGGACAGCCCUGGGGGUCUACCUCUCUUCUGCUGUGACCCAUACUUCCCAAAGAAGCUUAAUUGCUUCAGUGAUGUACACAGCGGUCACCCCCAUGCUAAACCCCUUCAUCUACAGCCUGAGGAACAAGGAUGUGAAGGGGGCCCUGGCGGGGCUGCUCAGCAGAGCGACCUCUUGUCACUGA
This is a messenger RNA of Talpa occidentalis (Iberian mole), 939 nucleotides long. RefSeq names its product olfactory receptor 7D4-like. The transcript has a single exon. Gene Ontology annotation, cellular component: membrane. Gene Ontology annotation, molecular function: G protein-coupled receptor activity; olfactory receptor activity. Gene Ontology annotation, biological process: G protein-coupled receptor signaling pathway. Bases 1 to 939 code for a protein of 312 amino acids. The record is from RefSeq and is a predicted model, not a curated record. NCBI's taxonomy places the organism in Eukaryota, Metazoa, Chordata, Mammalia, Eulipotyphla, Talpidae.